AUGGGCAACGCCGGCUUCGGCUCCAAGCGGCGGCUGCUGCAGCAGCUGCGGCUCCUGCCCGCCCUGCUCAUCCUCCGCGCCUUCGUGCCGCACCGGCGCAGCCGCGACUACCGCGUGGUGGUGGUGGGCGCCGCCGGCGUGGGCAAGAGCACGCUGAUGCAGCGGUGGUGCGCGGCCUUCCGCGACGCCUACCUGCCGGCCCUGGCCGAGACCCGCUGCCGGCUGCUGGGCUGCAGCCACGGCGUGGCGUCCCUGCACAUCACCGACAGCGCGGACGGCCGCCGCGACCCGCGGCUGCAGCGCUUCGCCAUCGCGCGCGGCCACGCCUUCGUCCUGGUCUACUCGGUCACCAAGAGGGAGACCCUGGAGGAGCUGCGCCCCUUCUACGAGCUGAUCCGCAAGAUCAAGGGCAGCAGCCUGCACAAGUUCCCCGUCGUGCUGGUGGGCAACAAGAGCGACGAGCGGGGCCGCGAGGUGACCCGCAAGGAAGGGGCCGCCUAUGCGCUGGAGUGGCGCUGCGCCUUCGUGGAGACCUCGGCCAAGGCGGAUGUGAACGUGCAGGAGCUCUUCCACAUGCUGCUGAGCCACGAGAAGCAGCCCGCCGCCGGGCCCCGGGUGCCCCCGGGCGCGCCCCCCGCGCCCAGCACCACGGAGAAGCUGCUCGGCAAGUGCAUCGUCAUGUGAGCCCCGGGCUCCGAGGCGGGCCCUCCCCGGCAGGGAGCCCCGCGCGCGGCUCCCCUCCUGUGCGCGUCCCCGGUCGUGGUUGGUGGUGUGCGCGUGCCCGCUGUGCUUCGGACUGUAGCAACCGGACUGCCGAGAGAGGCGCCCCGUAAGAGGCUGACCUUUGUUUUUCCCAGGCGAGAGAGUGCAGGUUGUUAGGACGUUGGCAUCCCAGGGGGAGAACGGAAAGGCCGUCGCACAUCUAAAAUGAGACCGUUUGUAAUAAGUUAAUUCAGAGAAAAUGUCUCAAGGAAAUUGAAAGAUGAAUUGAAAGUUGCCCUUUUGGUAACCCCGUUACUGUGUAUUAUGUUUAAAUAGUUCACGUCCUAUUAGGUGUUUAAUCUUUUGUCCACUGUGUACCUACUUAAGAAAUGUGUUUUCAUGGCAAAAGCUUCGGCGAAUUCCUGUGAGAUGUAUAUGCUACACAAGAAGAAAGAAUAUUCUAUGGCUGAUGACUAGGGGUGGGAGCAGAGAAAAUUGUGAAAGUGGAACUCUGUCACUAAAGAUGUGUUAGCUGUGUCCUGUGUCAUUUAAAAAUGUUUGGGUAUUCCACAUAGCAGUUUAAAAAGGUGUUAACAGUUCCUUGACUUAAUAAAGCUUUUAUUGCAUGCAA
Messenger RNA from Carlito syrichta (Philippine tarsier), 1333 nucleotides. It is a transcript of the gene DIRAS3, whose product is annotated as DIRAS family GTPase 3. Gene Ontology annotation, biological process: signal transduction. Gene Ontology annotation, molecular function: GTPase activity; GDP binding; GTP binding. The transcript has a single exon. Gene Ontology annotation, cellular component: plasma membrane. The record is from RefSeq and is a predicted model, not a curated record. Lineage: Eukaryota; Metazoa; Chordata; Mammalia; Primates; Tarsiidae. Bases 1 to 684 code for a protein of 227 amino acids.